CCCCCGCGAGUUUCCCCGCCAGCCCCGUUCUCCCCGCCCGCGCCGCCGCACCUUCUGCUCCGGAGCCCCCGGCCUCGCAGACGCCGCUGCAGGGCAGAGGCCUUCAGGCCAGGGCAGCAGAUGGGCAGGAGGGAAGCCCUGAUUUCUCCUCUUCCCCGAAGUCAACAGCAGGAGCAUGUCCAGCGACCCUCCUCCACCCUACCCCGGGGGGCCAUCCGCCCCCCUCCUGGAAGAGAAGGAUAGGCUCCCCUUCCCCGCAGGUUGGAGCCCUCCAUCCACGGGGCAGCCCCCUUCCGAUGUUGGUCCCCCACCCUAUGAAGCAAUGCCUCCCCCCCAGCCGGGCGAGAGCUCGAUGGCCUACUCCCCCCCUGGCGGCUACUAUGGGCCUCCAGGGCCCCACGCCCCCACGGACUACUACCUUCCCCCUGGCCCCUAUGCCCCUGCUGGAGGGCAAACGGCAACUGUGCUAGUGCCCUUGGGCACCGCAACCACAGUGACGGUCCUGCAGGGUGAGAUAUUCCAGGCUGCCCCUGUCCCGACCGUGUGUCCGCACUGCCAGCAGGCCAUCACCACCAAGACCAGCCAUGAAAUCGGCCUCAUGAACUUCCUCCUGGGCUUCUUCUGCUGCUUCAUCGGGUGCAGCCUGGGCUGCUGCCUCAUCCCCUGCCUGCUUGACGAAUUUAAGGACGUGACCCACACCUGUCCCAACUGCAAGGCCUACAUCUACACCUACAGGCACAUGUGCUAGCAGGUCCUUCUCGGCUGAAGAGCUCUGCCGCUGCUGCCUCCGGGUUUGCCUUUCCCCUCCGCUUUCGUGCUUCUCUGCUCUCCUCCUUCCUUCGCCCACAAGCACUGGGGGGGGGGGGCUGUGCUGCCCCCCCCCAAAGGCUGCAGGGGGGGGGAUCUGUGGGCUGGCUCCUGGGGGGAGGGGGCAAUGUGAAGGGGAAGCUGAGCCAGCCGGGUGGCUCUCCUCCCCCAAGGCAAGGGGCUGCUGGUGCUUGGCUGGGAGAAUGAGGGCCCCACCUGCAGUGAGGCCUUGGCACUGAUCCGAGAAGGAGCCGUCCGUAGGUGCUCUUGGCCUUUUUUUUUUUACAUUUUAUUUUCUUAAUUAAAGAGCUUACAUAGCAAAAGCACGAACACAUUAAAGUCAGAGAGAGAUAGCAUAGAAGUACAAAGUAAGGAAAAGAUAACUAGGACAAAGGAAAGGAAGAAAAAUAGGUAAAGUGGCUUCCCGUUUUCAUCACAAGUAAAAGCCAGUUUCCUAUUGCCCCCUACAAAGUUACAAAUAUGUUUUUCUUCCCAUCUCUUCCAUACAUAAAAUCAUGAACCAUCAGCUUUUCAGUCCUGGUUUUAGCAAAAGAUCCACAAAGUCCAUAAACGAGAGGUUUAUAAAAAUGUGCCUUGAUUUAACCUUGAUCAAGCAAAGCAACCGUAUAUUCCUUUAUUUUACUUCUAACAAUCUCGAUCUUCAAUUCAUUCCGAUGCAGCAGCAGCGUUUUUCUGUUGGUGCUUUGAGGCUUUAACAGGCCCAGUGGAAAGCCAUUGUCCAAGUCAUUGUCUUGGCUUUCCUUUUGCAUUUGCCCUUUGAUUUGCUAAGCCUUAACCUAUUAUUUAUCCACUGAAAAGUCCUCAUCAGGGUCCUUCUCUUGGCUCUUGUCAUCCACGCUUGUUCCUCUCAAUUUUAUUUCCAGUUUGAGUGCUUUGUCUAUUUUGUAAUCCAUACCUUUUUCUACCCAAUAUUUCUGAUUCCACUACUUCUGCAUCAAGUAAAAUUUGUUGCACUUCUGUCGUUCCUUCAUCUUCUCUAGAGUGUCUAUCCAGAUAAACGGAGAUUGCUACCGAUACUGUUAAUACUGAUUUCGGGCCCUAUUCUUCAGAAAUCUUUAAUUUAAAUGUUAAUGGUAUAAUUUUGUAAAUCCUAGAGACAAGCUGGAGUUAUUGUUUUUUGAGGGGGCUGGAUUUUAGUCCCAUCUAUAAUUUAAUCACAGGGCCUAUCAUCUAUGUUAGCCAAAAUAAUUCUGGUUCUUACAAAAAGCUAUUUAUAUUAUAUAGUUAAUUUUAUGGUAGAACUUUCAAUAUUCCAAUUUCUGGAGUCUUAAUUUGUUUAUAACUAUUUCAAAAUCUUGUUUGGCUUUUUGCCUUUCAUUUUGAUUUUUUUAAAGUUCCGAAACUUACGUUUUUUCUUUUGUUCACGAUAAACAUUUAUUCAGUUUGUGACAUUUCAAACGUGUCCCUCUGAAGACUGUCAGCAUUAAGAUGUUCAAAUGAACGAUUUCCAAAAGUGCUUAGAAGGGAUGUUAAUGAACUUCGUGUCCUUUAAAAAGCGUAGCCCAAUCCCUUUGUCUCCUGGAACUGGGAUCCAUACUAGGCCAGUCCCACAGAGUCCCCUCACAAGGAGCAACUACCCGGAGCCCACGUGGGCAAUCCCUCGUCCUCUCUUUAACUCUGGAGGAGUUCCGAAGAUCCAGUCUACUACUCUCCUCUCCUGUGGUCUGUCUCUGCUCUCUGCCAAGCUCCCCCCCCCCCCAGAAGUCCAGAGCUGUUGGCUCUUCUGCGUGUUCCAGGCGUUGCUGAGGCCCACCUACCUUUCUAUCCAAGGGAAAGCUGGAAGGCUUCAUUCUGUGUUGGUGGUUCCCGCUUCUAUGGCUGCUCCUUGAACUUUUGGAGAGGCGGUUUGACUUUUUGAUUUUGCACAGCUCUGCGUGCUUUCUAGAGUAUGGCCAGGCACCGGAAGCCAGUCUGCCUCUUGCCUGGCAGAACGAAGAAGCAGCGGCAGAGUUGCUCAGAGACCUCAUUCAGGAGAAGGAAGAGGCCCAGUCAAAGUGUAGGGCACCCCACAGGCAAGCAGCGAGAGCCGCCUUCCCAGCAUCCCUCGUUUUGUCUGAGACAUCCCUCUCAACUAGGGUGGGCAAUGGCACCGUCCGUCUUAGCUGGACCUGGAUCCCGUUUGCCCAGGUGUGCAGGAGGCCCAGAGCCAGCCCCCCCCCCCCCCCCCGCGCGCAGAUAUUCCCCCGAGCCAUCCCUGAGCCGAGAAAACGUGCCUGUCCCAGGUUCCCUUUGUGAUCGCUUGUUGUUUCAGGUACUAAACUUAAUAACUACUUUAUGGAAAUGUGAAAACCCCAUAGACACACAUGCACAUGCCAUUUUGCACUAGUUUUGCUAAAAAGCCCUUGUCUGACCCCAAGGAACCGGGGGCCCAGGAGCUCCUGAGGUUUGUGAUGGGAUAGCAGGUGUCUGGUCCGAGUCCUUGGUUCCGUUUUCCAGAGCCUGAGCUACCUUGCCUCAAGCACUUGUGCCCCCGUGUGUGGUGUUGCCCAGGCACCUGUUCGCCCAAAGGCUGCCCACGGAGGCUGCAGAGCACAGAUGGGCCUGGCCUGGCCUUGAGGGCUCUCUGAAGCACUUGGAAUCAGCAGGGAAUUCUCAUCCCGUUCUUCUUAGAGGGGAGUCACCUGUCAAAGCUCUUCCAUGUUUGUAAUCAAAUAAAAAGACUGACCCUCA
Thamnophis elegans (Western terrestrial garter snake) is the source of this 3498-nucleotide messenger RNA. It is a transcript of the gene CDIP1, whose product is annotated as cell death inducing p53 target 1. The coding region runs from base 176 to 748 and encodes 190 amino acids. Gene Ontology annotation, molecular function: zinc ion binding. Gene Ontology annotation, biological process: tumor necrosis factor-mediated signaling pathway; intrinsic apoptotic signaling pathway in response to DNA damage by p53 class mediator. The transcript has 6 exons. The record is from RefSeq and is a predicted model, not a curated record. NCBI's taxonomy places the organism in Eukaryota, Metazoa, Chordata, Lepidosauria, Squamata, Natricidae.